Molecule: messenger RNA, 7976 nt
Organism: Sinocyclocheilus anshuiensis
Lineage: Eukaryota; Metazoa; Chordata; Actinopteri; Cypriniformes; Cyprinidae
Product: mucin-2-like
Exons: 49
Coding region: 1-7929 (2642 amino acids)
Cellular component (GO): extracellular matrix
Molecular function (GO): peptidase inhibitor activity; protein binding
Source: RefSeq, a predicted model, not a curated record
AUGGUUGUUCUCUCCAUGGGGGCUGUGAGGAUGUCCCAGAUGUGGAUGCUGAGAUGGGUCGCCCUACUGGUGGGGCUACAGCUGAUACAAGCAGACUUCAUGAAUGAUUUUGCAGUAAUGGAUGAAAUGUGGCCAACAACAACAACAACAGCGUUCUCUAGGACAAAUGUGCCAGUAACUACGGUUGUACCAAAUCCUGAUCAUCAGUCCACGAUCUGCAGCACAUGGGGAAAUUUCCACUUCAAGACCUUUGAUGGUCAAUUCUUUCAAGUGCCAGACACGUGCAACUAUGUUCUGACAGUGAUGUGUGACAUUACGGUUUCUGAUUUUAACAUCCAAAUGCAAAGAGAGACUGUGAAUGGCUCAAUCACCUUUAGCACAGUCACAAUAAAGCUGGAGGGAACAAUCAUCAAAAUCACUAAUGGCGACAUCACCAUGGGGGAAGAAAUUGUGUCUGUUCCGACCUAUAAGAAUGGAAUUAAAAUUGAGGGAAGUCCAACAAGUGUCAAGAUGUCGAACAAACAUGGAGUGACUGUCUUCUGGGAAGAAGACAACUCUCUAGCAAUUGAACUUCCUGAGAAGUACAAAGGUCUGACCUGUGGACUCUGUGGAGACUUUAAUGGCAACAAGCAUGACGAUAUCACUGUUAGCGGGCCAGCCACAUGGAAAGUUUCAACACCAACUGAAACCUGUGAGGACGUUACACUUCCUCCCAUUCAUCAGUGUGACCAGACAAGUGUUUGCCAGCAGUAUCUCAGCAGUCCAGGGUUUGCUGACUGUUACAGAGUGAUGGACAUGAGUUCAUUUGAAAAAGCCUGUAUAGACGACCUGUGUCAGUGUUACGGCAAUCACAACUGUCUCUGCAACACGCUCACAGAGAUUUCACGACAGUGCACUCAUGCUGGAGGAAUACCAGGAACAUGGAGGACAGAACAGCUCUGUCCAAAGACGUGUCCUUUGAACUUGCAAUACAUGGAGUGUGGGAGUCCGUGCAAGAACACCUGCUCAGAUCCAGAUGCAAAUCUAAUGUGUAAACAACACUGUCUGGAUGGCUGUUUUUGCCCUAAUGGCACCGUGGAAGACGACAUUGGUCUGAGUGGCUGCGUUCCUGUGAACGAGUGCCCUUGUCUGCAUGACAGCACAGUAUAUCGAUCAGGAGAGUCUUACAAACAAGCUUGCAAAAAAUGUGUGUGCGCCGCUGGACACUGGACUUGUACAUACCUGGAAUGUCCCGGAAUCUGCUCUGUUGUUGGAGGGUCUCACAUCACCACUUAUGAUGGAAAGACCUUCACCUUCAGCGGCAACUGUGACUACAUCCUUACUAAGCACUCUAAUGACAGUGACAUUGCGGUUGUGGGAAAUCUGGCAAAUUGUGAUCCAGCCCGAGCAGACACUUGUCUAAAUUCAGUUACCCUUGUCAUUCCAGGGACCACUAUUAGUUUUUCCUCUGGUGGAUCUGUGGCAGUGAAUGGAAUCGGUUCAUACAUGCUUCCUUUCACCACAGGUCCUGUGAGCAUCUUCCAACCCACUUCCUCUUUCAUCAUUGCUGAAAUGAAGAGUCUUCGUCUAGAGAUCCAGUUGGCUCCAGUCAUGCAGUUGUAUAUUGUAGCCAGCACUGAAGAGAAAGGGAAGAUGAGUGGUCUGUGUGGGAACUAUAACGACAUCCAAUCAGAUGACUUUAAAACAACAUCGGGCAUCAUAGAGGGCACACCAACAUCCUUUGUCAACUUUUGGAAACAAAAUUGCCCAGAUCUUGAAAUCACAUUUGACAACCCCUGCAGCUUGAAUAUAGAAACAGAGCAACUUGCAAAAGACUGGUGUUCCCGUCUCACAAACCCAAACGGCAGCUUUGCUGCAUGUCACUCAGAUAUAUGUCCUGAGAUGUACUACCAAUGGUGUGUCUACGAUACCUGCAAAUGUGCAGAUAUUAGGAAGUGUAUGUGUGCGGCCGUGUCCAACUAUGCCCACGCCUGUGCUGCCAGAGGAGUCAUUCUCCAGGGCUGGAUGGAUUCUGACCCCUGUGACAUGAUUUCGAAGUGUUCAGGGAACAUGAAGUACUCCUACGGGGUAACCAGCUGUUGCAGCACCUGCCGCUCUCUCAGUGAACAAGACAACACCUGCCAAGGGUCCUUCACACCUGUAGAUGGUUGCACCUGUUCUGAGGGAACCUACCUCAAUGAAGGCGGUCGCUGUGUACAUGCUGAUCAGUGUCCUUGUUACUAUGGCAACCAGGUCAUAGAGCCAUCAGCAGUGUUCCACAAAGAUGGUGCUAAAUGCACCUGUAACCUUGGCAAACUGCACUGCUCCAGUCAAAAAGACUGUGUGGCUCCAAUGACAUUCUUCAAAUGCUCAAAUCAUGGAGAAAAAGGAACGGAGUGUCAAAGGACAUGUGAAAAGCAAGACCCAAACAACUGUGUGAGCAUGGGGUGUACAUCAGGGUGUAUGUGUCGAGAUGACCUUCUGGCUGAUGGAAAAGGUGGGUGUGUGAAGAUGGAAAAAUGUCCAUGUACCCAUAAUGGAGUCACCUAUUCACCUGGAGAGCAAGUUCAACAGGACUGUAACACCUGCACAUGCACAAAUGGAAUGUGGACUUGUACUGAAAAGGCGUGCUAUGGCACCUGUACCAUCUACGGUGAAGGUCAUUUCAGGACUUUUGAUGGCAGAAGAUAUUCCUUCCACGGAGACUGUGAACACACCAUCGCCCAUGAUUAUUGCGAUAUGAACCCCAGUCCCUCCUUCCGCCUGGUCACAGAGAACAUCCCUUGUGCCACCACCAGCUCCAUUUGCUCCAAGUCCAUCAAUCUGUUCUUUGGGAAAUACGAGAUGAUUUUAUCUGAGGAGGAAGAUGUGAAGGUUGUUGAAAGCAACGGCACGGAGUACAGAUAUAAAAUUACUUCUGCAGGCAUAUAUGUUGUCAUAGAGGUUAAAGGUCUUUUGAACUUAAUUUGGGAUAAAAAAACAAGUGUGAUGAUCCAACUCAAUCACAAAUUAAAGAGCAAGGUGUGUGGACUCUGUGGAAACUUUGAUGGUAAUGCGAACAAUGACUUUAUGAAGCACAAUGGAGAAGUGGUGACAGAUCCAGAAGAUUUUGGGAAUAGCUGGAAAGUGAAUCCAAACUGUCCUGAUGUGACAAACGUGAUGCAUCCUUGUGACGCAAAUCCACAUCGACGUGCCUGGGCUAUCAAACAAUGCAUAAUCAUCACAACCCCUGUCUUUACAGACUGCCAUUCACUUGUAGAUUCUGGUCCAUACUAUGAUGCAUGUGUAAGGGACACCUGUGCAUGUGACAGUGGGGGUGACUGUGAUUGUCUCUGUACUGCAGUGGCAGCUUACGCUGCUGAAUGCCGUAAAAGAGGUGCUUGUGUGGCAUGGCGAAGACCAGACUUUUGCCCUUUGUUCUGUGACUACUACAACGCUCCAGGAGAAUGUGAGUGGCACUAUAAACCCUGUGGAUCCACUUGCAUGAAAACCUGCAAAAACCCCUCAGGAACUUGCUCUGAUCAAAUUCCUCCCCUUGAGGGAUGUUUUCUUCAGUGCCCUUCAGAGAGGCCAUAUUUCAGGGAGGAGACUAUGAAGUGUGUCACAGAGGAAGAAUGUAAAGACUGUUUCUAUAAUGGGAAGGUAUAUCCACGUGGAUCGGACAUUUACAAAACCACAGAUGGGAAUGGUGUAUGUUUCACUGCUCUGUGUGACUCCAAUGGGGAAAUAAUAAGAAUUGUUACUGAAUGUGACUCAACCUCAACACCUUUCACUUUCACAACUACACCUGAAACUACUAAAACAACUCAAACUUCAGAGACACCCACAAUCACAUUCACUACUACCACGACAAGUACUGGGACAUCGACAACUAUGUCAACAGAAACACCAUCCACAAUCACAUCCACUACCACUACAACUACUGGAACAUCGACACCUACGUCAACAGAAACAUCACCUACAACAGUUACAGUAACACCUACUUCAACAGAAACACCAUCUACAAUUACAUCCACUACUACCCCAACUACAGGAACAUUGACACCUACGUCAUCAGAAACAUCGCCUACAACUGUUACAGUAACACCUACAUCAACAGAAACAUCACCUACAACUGUUACAGUAACACCUACUUCAACAGAAACACCAUCUACAAUUACAUCCACUACUACUCCAACUACUGGAACAUCGACAUCUACGUCAACAGAAACAUCACCUACAACUGUUACAAUAACAUCUACAUCAACAGAAACACAAUCUACAAUCACAUCCACUACUACCCCAACUACUGGAACAUCGACGCCUACGUCAUCAGAAACAUCCCCUACAACUGUUACAGUAACACCUACUUCAACAGAAACACCCUCUACAAUCACAUCCACUACUAAACCAACUACAGGAACAUCGACACCUACGUCAUCAGAAACAUCCCCUACAACUGUUACAGUAACACCUACUUCAACAGAAACACCCUCUACAAUCACAUCCACUACUAAACCAACUACAGGAACAUCGACACCUACGUCAUCAGAAACAUCCCCUACAACUGUUACAGUAACACCUACUUCAACAGAAACACCCUCUACAAUCACAUCCACUACUAAACCAACUACAGGAACAUCGACACCUACGUCAUCAGAAACAUCCCCUACAACUGUUACAGUAACACCUACUUCAAAAGAAACACCAUCCACAAUUAGUACAACUACUGCUACAACAACAACUCCCAUCUGUGCUGAUAGAUGCACAUGGUCAGAUUGGAUUGAUGGCAACACACCCAGUACAGAGCCAGAAGGAUUCGAAACUGAAUCCAUUGAUGAAUUGUGGAAUUCAGGAAAGAUUAUCUGUCAGAGCCCUGAAGUGAUUGAAUGUAGGGCAGUAAAUUAUCCCCAAAAGUCUCUGCAAGAUUUGGGACAAACACUUUAUUGCAAUAUAUCAUUUGGACUGUCAUGUUCAAAUGAAGACAAUUCAAAUGGCAUGCCAUCACUUUGUUAUAAUUAUGAAAUACGUGUCAAAUGUUGUGAACCAGACUACCAGUGUACUCCUACUACAACGUCUCCAAGUACACUAACAUCCACUACCUCAACAACCACUGUAACACCAACACCUACAACGGUUACAAUAACACCCACAUCAACAGAAACACCAUCCACAAUCACAUCCACUACCACUACAACUACUGGAACAUCGACACCUACGUCAACAGAAACAUCACCUACAACUGUUACAAUAACACCUACUUCAACAGAAACACCAUCCACAAUUAGUACUACGUCAACAGAAACAUCACCUACAACUGUUACAGUAACACCCACAUCAACAGAAACACCAUCCACAAUCACAUCCACUAUUACUCCAACUACUCGAACAUCGAUACCUACGUCAACAGAAACAGUACCUACAACUGUUACAACACCUACAUCAACGUACACAACCACUACUAUCACACCAUCUACUGUAACAAUGACACCUACAUCAACAGAAAUAUCAUCUUCAACUAGUACAAUUACUGGCACGAUACCCACAUCAACAAAGACAUCUACAAGGACCUUCCCUACUACAACAAAGUUCACUGUGGAUACAGGGACAACUCCCAGGAUCACCUCAUAUCCACCAUCACCACAGUGCGCAUGCAAAUAUUUAAAUGAAACAUACUCAUCAAAUUCAACAAUCUACAAUCGAACAGAUCAAGCAGGUUGGUGCUAUACUGCCUACUGCAACUCCACCUGUGGUAUAGUGAUACAGUCUCAGAAAUGCAUACCACCCCGAAUAAACGACUGUGCACAAGUUAAAAGAAAGCAUAUGGAGUCAUGGAUUGAAGACUGCGCAAACAAAACAUGCAUAAAUGGCAAUGUCACCUCAAAACCUCUACAGUGUGUCAAAUCUGCCAUACCUACAUGUACUAAUGGAAUUAAACCUACGAAUGUGUCUUAUAACAAUGGCUGCUGCUUUAAGUAUGAGUGUGAAUGUAAAUGCAGUGGCUGGGGUGACCCACAUUACAAAACAUUCGAUGGAACAUACUAUGCUUUCCAGGGAAACUGCACUUAUGUUUUGUUCCAAGAAAUCAUCCCAAGAUACAAUAUCAGUGUCCAUGUUAAAAACUAUUUUUGUGAUGUUAAAAAUAAUCUCGCCUGCCCUGAGUAUGUGAUUGUAAACUACAAAUCUUAUAAAAUCAAGCUGACUAGCAACACUAAAGUGGUCCAGGUCUAUGUUAAUGAUGAAAUGAAACAACUAACUUACAUAAAUAAUGACUUCUUCAUCACCACCUCUGGCAUGGCAGUAACUGUGAACAUCACUGAAAUCAAAGUUGACAUUUCUGUGAAUCAUCAAGGUUUUGAGAUCAAUCUCCCAUUCUCCUACUUCCAUGGUAAUACAGAGGGACAGUGCGGGGUUUGUGACAACAACCGUACAAAUGACUGCAGACGUCCCGAUGGACAAAUCGACCCAUCAUGUGUGAACAUGGCACGGCUUUGGAUGGUCCCCCCAGGAUGCAAAACACCUCAACCUCAACCUCCAUCUCCAACUCCAAUUAUUUCCUGCAAUGUGACGAUUUGUGAUCUCAUCAAGAGCGAUAUGUUUAUGAAAUGCCAUGGGGUCGUUCCUUAUGAAAAUUAUUAUGAGGCAUGCAGAUAUGAUGUGUGCCACAUGACAAAUAGCUCUAUUGGUUGUACCAGUCUGGAGGCAUACGCUCUGCUAUGUGGCAAAGAGGGUAUCUGUGUAGACUGGAGAACAUCAAAUGAACUCACGAAAAAGUGUGAAUACAAGUGCCCCAGUCACAAAGUCUAUAAGGCAUGUGGUCCUAAAGUUGAAAAAACCUGCAGUACAAGGUACAAUGAUAUGUUUGUGGAGAAAGACUGUCAAGACAAUAACUGUCAUCAAACAGUCACGGAAGGCUGUUACUGUCCUGACGAUAAAUACCUAGUUAGUUCAACGAUAGAUACCUGUACAUCUUAUUGCGAUUGCAUCGGCCCUGAUGGAUUACCUAGACAGCCUGGGGAUACAUGGACCAUGAGCUGUCAUGAAUACACAUGCUCAAAUGAGACCUUUGGUAUUAAAACUGUGCCUGUCAGGUGUCCGGCUGAAAAGCCCUGUGGACCAGAACAAAAGAAAAUAAUUGAAAACUGCUGCCCAACCUGCGUGUGUGAUCUCGAGCUGUGUCUUCAGAAGAAAUGUGAUGUGGGAUACGAGUUGGCAGCAAAUAAAUCUGAAGACAGUUGCUGUCCACCCUGUGUGCCCAAAGACGUAUGUGUGUACAAUAACACUGAGUACCAGCCUGGAGUUAAAAUCCCCACAGAUCCUUGCGUCGAAUGUAACUGUCUAAUGGAUAAAGACCCACAGACCCAACUACAUCUCGUCAUGUGCGCUUCUAUAGCCUGUGCACCUUGCCCUGAUGGCUUUCUGCCAGUCAAACAAGAAGGAGAAUGCUGUGAAACAUGCAAGCCAAAUAACUGUUUUUAUACUGCGCCAGACAACACCACACAUAUUCUCAAGAUUGGAGACACACACAACUACAAGUGUGAGACUGUGACCUGUCAACAAAUUAAUGACACAUUUGUGAUAGAGAAGACCAUACCAACCUGUCCUGAGAUCAAUCCAUAUGAGUGUGUGCCUGGAACGCUGAAACUUGAUGCAAAUGGAUGUUGCAAUACCUGUGAGCUCAAGAACUGUAUUCGUGUGAAGAACACCACAGAUGUUACUGUAAAUGACUGCAAGUCCAUCCAUCCCAUAGAAGUGACUUCCUGCAGUGGCCACUGUGACACAGAAUCAAUGUAUUCAAUGGGCGCCAACAUCAUGAUGCACAGCUGUUCUUGCUGUCAGGAGAUGAAAACCAGCAUUAAAAAAGUGCAGCUGAAGUGUUCUGAUGACAGUGUGAUCGAUCAUGACUACGUCUACAUAGAGAGCUGCAAAUGCACUCCAGUUACAUGUGAAAACCAGAAGACCAGUGGAUAAAAGAUCCCGUUCAGUGCGUCUGCUAUACUGCUACAAUUCCAGAUAAA